CUUGGAUGCUACUAGCAGGCUACGAGCAGAUAUCAAUGUCGACUUUGGGAUAGCUAUCGUCGUAUUUCUGAUAGUGCAGCAUUGUAAAAAGAGCUAGAGAACUCGGAACGAAAGCUGCAAGUAGAGGAUAUAAUUUCGGUAAAUCUGAGUUGGGCUUUUUGGUGACGAAAUCACGAACGAUCCCAUUUGGAAUGCCAAAUUCACCAACUCCAAACACUUGCAAAUAAGACCAACGACUCGAUAGAUUUUGGUACAUGAACCGCUUUCUCCUUCUCCAAGAUUCAACAUGAGCGAUAGACAAUCAAUCGUCUUUGUGCGCUCCAAUCCCCGGACUGUUGUUCUCCGCCCGGCUGUAAAUGUAUCACAGACAGCAUUGGUAUUCGAAUGCAUAGAAGGUGGCGUUAGAACAAGGUCGACUGCCCGUUUCCAGCCGUCGGAUACUCUUGAUUUUUCAACCUUUGAGCUGCUCCAAGCGCGGCCCGUCUUUGGCUGCCUUGGUUUGGUACAAGUCGGCAACGACCUUUUUAUUGGAAUUGUUACAGAAGCUACCAAGGUCGGAGACCUUGAGAGUGCACCGAUAUAUCGCAUUCAGAGAGUUGCCUUCUACUCUCUCCUCUCCGAUAGAUAUGACCUUUCGGCUCAAACUUUACCCAUUGACGGAAAUCCAGACGAAACAUCUGUUGCGACGAUACAUCCAUGCCAACCUCUUAUCAAGCUGCUGUCUACCGGUUCGUUCUACUUUAGCCCAACAUUAGAUCUGACCCGAUCGGCACAGAAGCGUUCCGUGGAUGUUCAGCAGGGGGGAUCGGCUGUGAAUAUUUUUGACAAUGCCGAUGCUCACUUUGUCUGGAACAAGCACUUGUUGAGUGGAUUGCUGCAGAUAAGGGAGCAGGAACUGUCAGCUCCGGAGAGAGAAGACCUUCUUGCGGGAGGUUUACUAGUAUUGGCCAUUCAGGGUUACGUUGGGAUGGUUGACUUCACAAUCGGGAGUUUACCUUGUCGAAUGGCUGUGAUAUCGCGGCUUAGCUGCAAAAGAGCUGGAACUCGUUUACUUUCGAGAGGGGUGAAUGAUGACGGGCAUGUAUCGAACUUUGUCGAGACGGAGUUCCUUCUGUAUGGCGCGCAUUCAACCUUUUCCUUCCUUCAGAUUCGUGGAAGUGUGCCAGUGUUUUGGGAGCAAACGGGGAUUCAGAUGACGCAUAAAGUAACCAUAUCGAGAGGGGCCGAGUCUUCUGCUCCGGCGACAAGAAAACACUUUGAGGAACUGAUAUCGCGAUAUAACAAAAUCCAUGUGAUCAACCUGUUAGGACAAAAAGAUGGCUCGAGUGAGCAGAUGCUCAGUGAGCUGUUCCGCCAGAGCAUAUCCAAGAUGAUUGAUCUUAGCGAUGCUCUUGCAUAUACGGAAUUUGAUUUUCACGCCAUUAUAAAACGAGAGGGCUAUGAACGGUUGAGCGAGCUAGUGGCUUUGCUCCGACGGCCGUUAGAGGACUAUUCGUACUUCCUGGCAGAUGCAGAUGCGGGUAGUACGAUCUUCAAUCAGCAAGGCGUUGUGCGCACAAACUGCCUUGAUUGCCUUGACAGGACGAAUGUUGUGCAAACGCGAUUGGCACGACAUGCUUUGGAAGGGUAUUUGAGGCAGGUUGAUCGCCGCUUUACACCGAUUGAAGAGGACAACUUUGCAAUACUUUUCAAUGGGCUUUGGGCUGAUAAUGGAGAUUGGCUGAGCAAGAUAUACGCGGGCACCGGUGCACUAAAGUCAUCUUACACCCGCAAGGGCAAAUCGACCGUGUUAGGCUUUCUUGACGACGCUGCCAAAUCGGUCAAUCGGUUUUACAUUAACAACUUCCAAGACAAAACAAGACAAGAAGCGAUCGAUCUACUCCUUGGAAAGCUCGCAAAUGCUGACACUGUCCUUCUGCGGAAUCCAUUGCACGAUGCGGUGGCGAAGGAGAUGCACAAGCGCCUGCCAGAGUAUUCGUCUUCCGCUCGCGUCACGAUGUUCCUAGGGACGUGGAAUGUUAAUGGGAAGCACGGUCGUGGGGAGAACAUGGAUUCGUGGUUAAAAUCAGAUAAAGUCGAGUUUCCACAUUUGUACGCGAUAGGCAUUCAGGAGCUUAUUGAGCUUACACCUGGUCAGUAUAUAUCGGCUGAUACAAAUAAGCUACGACUCGACUGGGAGGCCACGUUGAUGCGAGCCAUAAACGGACGACCUGGAGCAAACUAUGUUCUCCUGCGAUCCUUGCACUUGGUAGCGCUGGGCAUUUUUGUUUUUGUCCGCGCAGAUUCGGUGAACAUGAUUCGGCAUGUAGAAAGCUCUACCAAAAAGACCGGUCUGGGAGGCAUGGCCGCCAAUAAAGGUGGCAUCGGUAUCAGUUUUAGCAUCAAUGACACCAGCGUCGCUCUGGUUACUGCCCAUUUGGCGGCUGGUCAGAGUAAUGUGGAUGAACGAAAUCGAGAUUACUGGACAAUCCAUGAUGGACUGAAUUUCCGUGGAAGGAGAUUAGCAGAACAUGAUAUGACGUUCUGGUUCGGUGACUUCAACUACCGGAUCAGUGCUCCAAACGAAGAAGUUCGCAGACGGGUCGGCCACAAAGAGCUCGACUACUUGUACCUCAAUGACCAACUCAAUGAGCAACGAGCCUCUGGUGGCGCAUUUGAAGGAUACCAGGAGGGUGCUAUAACCUUUGAUCCGACCUACAAGUAUGAUAACGGUACGACCAUCUAUGACACGAGCGAAAAGGCUCGUGCACCGGCAUGGACGGACCGGAUACUUUUCAAAGGUCGCCAUAUACUAUUGCGAGAGUAUGCCAGGGGAGAAAGUCUCAUAUCCGAUCACAGACCCGUUCGAGCGGUGUUUGAACUAGACAGUGUCAUUAUUGACCGAGAUCGAAAGGAUGUACUUCAAAAGGAGAUAUACAAGGAGAAAAUGGCCAGCAAAGAUCUCCCACCACCUUUGCCCGUCCGGCCACAAGGUCCACCGCCAAAGAUCCAGCGGCCUCCAUCCACAGGACUCCUUAUUGACCUCGCGGAGGAUACAAAUCCACAACCGCAACAAACAUCCAUCUUUCCAAGCGAGACAACACCCGCAUCCACAAGCAUCGGUGCUGCUCUCGGUUUCCGCGACUCUUUCCCACCAGCACGACCCGAUUCCUUCCCACCAACCAAAAGCCUCGAUUCCUCAUUACCUCCUCCAUCAUCUGAUACUUACAAAUGGUGGGAACGGCAAAUUGAUGAUGCAUGGAUACCUAGGGAAGGCGAUGGCAAGAACCCAUUUUACACAUUCCCAUCCCAGUCUACGUCAUCCAUUAACUCUCAGCAACCUCUGGCCCCCCAACUGCCUCCGGCUGGCCGCUCCUUCACCGUCCCUUCAAACACCUUCAACCGACCCCCACAGACAGCGUCUGCAACUCCACGAUCAUAUACUGUGUCUUCAUCCGUGUCGGCAAGUAAACAUAACCCUUUCUUGGAUCCACCCAGGAAUACCAACCCUUCGAUGGAUGUGGCGACUGGCGGAUUCCCCGACUCCACAGAAAAUAGUUCACGGCAGGGAACGGGGCGUGGGAAGUUGAAUCCUGAGCUCAUACAGUUGUUUGGACAAGGUGCAUAGGACGAUGAAAGAUUAGGGUUACCAGUUUUGGCAGUUUUAAACUAUUAUUUAUCUGAUACAAGCAUCUGAUAAUCUCCUGUCCACAAAUAGUUACCAUCUAAAAAAAAAAAAAAAAUCACUGUUCCAUUCCAA
Spizellomyces punctatus DAOM BR117 is the source of this 3739-nucleotide messenger RNA. RefSeq lists its product as uncharacterized. NCBI's taxonomy places the organism in Eukaryota, Fungi, Chytridiomycota, Chytridiomycetes, Spizellomycetales, Spizellomycetaceae. Gene Ontology annotation, molecular function: phosphatidylinositol-4,5-bisphosphate 5-phosphatase activity. The record is from RefSeq and is a predicted model, not a curated record. The transcript is spliced from 20 exons. Bases 287 to 3607 code for a protein of 1106 amino acids. Gene Ontology annotation, biological process: phosphatidylinositol dephosphorylation.